Messenger RNA from Phytophthora nicotianae INRA-310, 2861 nucleotides. RefSeq lists its product as hypothetical. Gene Ontology annotation, biological process: proteolysis; peptide catabolic process. Lineage: Eukaryota; Oomycota; Peronosporomycetes; Peronosporales; Peronosporaceae. The transcript has a single exon. The record is from RefSeq and is a predicted model, not a curated record. Bases 62 to 2716 code for a protein of 884 amino acids. Gene Ontology annotation, cellular component: cytoplasm. Gene Ontology annotation, molecular function: zinc ion binding; peptide binding; metalloaminopeptidase activity.
AGAAAUUACGAGGAUAGCCAAUCGCGAUCUUCGACCUCACUUCCAGACCCCCUGCUCAAUCAUGACAGCGCCGUUCGCACGUCUGCCGACUUGUGUGGCCCCCUCCAAGUACUUCCUGGACUAUGUGGUGGACUUAGAUCACUGCCGCUUCGAAGUGAGCGAACGUGUGCUUCUCUCCGUCUCACAAGCGACGCGAAUCAUCACUUGCCACGCACUGGAGCUUCACGUGUUCGACGUCUCGGUCUCCAUCGCGGAUCGUUCAGCCCCCAUCAAAUGCAACGAGAUCCGCUACUUGGCAGCCGAUCAGACAGUCGAAUUUGUACUAGACGACGAGCUCCCGGCAGGUGUCGAGGCGGAGUUGACGCUCACGUGUCACGGAGAGCUCAACGACAAGCUCCACGGCUUCUACCGCAGCGCGUACGACCACGAACUGGCAGGUGAGACGCACCUUAUGGCUGUGACCCAAUUUGAGGCUUGCGACGCUCGCCGCGCCUUCGUCUGCUGGGACGAACCCGCCAUUAAGGCGAAAUUUGAGAUCUCGCUCUCCUGCGACGUCGAAUUGACUGCCAUUUCCAAUACUCACGUGGUCCAGACGCUCGUGAGACCUCGUGCUAGUAACGCACACAUCCGAACUCUGUCUCGUCCAAAGAAUUCGACGCUCGAGAAGGUCUGGAAGUUCGCCGAGACGCCUAUAAUGUCCACGUACUUAGUAGGGAUGAUCGUAGGCGAGUUCGACUCGGUGUCCGCCGUCACGAAAGAAGGUGUGCUUGUGUCAGUAUACACGCCAGUGGGACGUAGUGAUCGUGGCAAAUUUGCUCUUGAGGUGGGGGUUAAAGCCUUGUCCUUUUACACCGAGAGGUUCGGGAUCCCAUACCCCCUAAAGAAGAUGGAUAUGCUGGCCAUCCCGGACUUUGCAGCUGGAGCAAUGGAGAAUUGGGGCGUGGUUACGUAUCGUGAGACGAGGCUGCUAAUUGAUGAACAGCUCAGCAGCUUUGGACAGAAGAUGGCUACAGCGAGAACGGUGUGUCAUGAGAUCGCCCACCAAUGGUUCGGUAACCUGGUGACGAUGGAGUGGUGGACGGGUUUGUGGCUUAAUGAGGGGUUCGCCCGCUUCAUGGAGUUCGAGGCUGUGCACAGUAUUUUCCCCGACUGGAAUGUGUGGGAAGUGUUUGUUCAGGACAUCACUAUGAGUGUGGCUAUGGGGAAGGACUGCAUGCUCACAUCACAUCCAAUUGAAGUGAAGGUGAACCACCCGGAUGAGGUGGACCAGAUCUUUGACGUCAUCUCGUACGCUAAAGGUGCCAGCGUCAUCCGGAUGCUGUCGGAAUAUCUCGGUCGCGACGUAUUUUACCGCGGCAUUCACGAAUAUCUGGUUAAAUUCAGCUACCGCAACGCACAGACGCAGGACCUUUGGGAAUCGCUGGAACAGGCUUCGGGACAGCACAUUACGUCGCUAGCAAGUGGAUGGACCAGUCAGACAGGAUACCCGAUGGUGACUUUGUCCGAUGACGGCUCUUUAAUUCAGGAGCGUUUCUUGGCGGACCAAACUCUUAAGGCAAAGACCCAGGACGAUGUGGCGUGGGAUGUGCCUCUGACUUUUGUAGCAUCAGAUAAACCCAAGGAGAUCCAGCGUGUGGGGAUCUGGGAACGUAACGCGUCCAAGGAAGCCACCGACGCUUUGGAAGAUAAGUUGCGUGCGCCUACUGGUCCCUCGUCGUGGAUUAAACUCAACGCGAACCAGGCUGGAUUCUUCCUUGUGAAUUACUCUCCGGAAGGCUGGAAGCGUCUGCAACAACCAGUGCGUGAGAAAACGUUGGGCGCUGUGGACCGUAUGAGCUUGUUGAACAGCAUCUUCGCGUUUGCUCGAAGCGGUGAGCUGCCAGUGACUCGCGCAUUGGACUUCAGCUUCGCGUACGCUGAAGAACCGGAGCAUCUGUGCUGGAAGGAGAUCUCGUCCAACUUGCGCUUCUACAGUACACUGUACAGCGCUGACGCGUUCUACCCGAAACUACAGGCCUACAUCCGUCAGCUCUUCGCUUCGAUCAUGAAGAGACUGACGUGGGAGGCGACGGAGGGCGAAAGCCCGACGGUGGCUCCGUUCCGUCGCGAUGUGAUCAGUAUGCUCGCUCUAGGUGACGAUCCCGACGUGAUCGCUGAAGCGCAGCGUCUGUUCCAAGCGUAUUUUGAAGACAGCUCGGCGUUGUCGGCUGAUCUACGUGGCGUUGUUUUUAACGCUCAAGCUAGACGAGGUGACGCCUGUCACUUGAAGCUGCUGCGUGAACGGUACGAGUCUAGUAACUUCAUCGAGGAGAAGCUGGACUGCCUUACUGCGUUGGGUCUGCUCAAGUCACUGGAGCUCAAGCGCGAGGUGAUUACGUGGGGACUGAAAAACGUACGCUCACAGGAUAUCCAGUAUGUUUUCAGCAGUGUUGCGGCGGACGCACCGGGUGCAGAGUUUGCGUGGAAAUAUGUACAGGAACACUGGACGGAGCUCAAUGAGCAGUAUCGCCCGUUGAUCGUGGGUCGCAUCGUCAUGUCGGUGGUCUCGCGUUUCCAGAGUGAACCUCACGCACAGGAGGUGGAAACGUUCCUGGAUACGCGUAAGCAUUCAUCCUACACGCGGCUGUUGGACGCUGCCCUAGAGCGUAUCCGAGUCAAGAGCGCUUGCUACCAACGCAACCGUGACGAUUUGGCAAAGUGGCUCGAAGCCAUUUAAGUGCAGGCUGGUUUCUGAGGUAGAUGGUACAUGUAUUAACCUCUUCUUUUACUACACGUUUGAAGUACAUGUACUCAAGUACAUGAUUUGCUAUUGUGUAUUUUUUCUUCGUACAGUGGCAAUACGAAAUUCGUUAUUCAGGUCA